Molecule: messenger RNA, 1392 nt
Organism: Chironomus riparius
Lineage: Eukaryota; Metazoa; Arthropoda; Insecta; Diptera; Chironomidae
Source: the annotation of a GenBank genome assembly
AUGUCUAUUCCAGUGAAUUCUUUAUAUUCGCUUACUUGGGGCGAUUAUGGAACUUCUUUAGUGUCAGCAGUACAAUUGUUGAGGUGUCAUGGUGAUUUAGUUGAUGUUACAUUGGCUGCUGAAGGUCGAUCUUUUGAGGCUCAUAAAAUUGUAUUAUGUGCUGCAAGCCCGUACUUGUUAAAUCUACUAAAAAAUACAUCAUGUAAGCAUCCAAUUGUUAUGUUAGCCGGUGUUUCGGCUAACGAUUUGGAAGCUCUUUUAGAAUUCGUCUAUCGUGGGGAAGUUAGUGUAGAUCAUUCUCAAUUACCGUCAUUGUUGCAAGCUGCACAAUGUCUUAAUAUUCAAGGACUUGCACCACAAACGGUUACACACAAGGAUGAUAACACUGCCUAUACGUCUAUUCAAAUUCAUCCCGGACUCGUUCAUCAGGAUGUCAAGACUCAUAUCUUGGAAGUCGGUGGAAACAUUGGAGAACAAGAGUUAAUAAUGCAGCAGGCCCCUCAAUCCGUUCAAACUCAUCAUCAAGUCGUCGAAGAAAUUCUUCCAGAACAAAUGAGCGAUGAGGUCACAAAGGAAGUUAUUAAUCAAUUCUUACCACAACGCAAACGCAAGCCAAGAACUCCAAAGACCCCCGGAAAGCCCUCAAAAGUUAUUAAAAUGGAACCACAAACGUCUGGUUCGGAAAAUCUUACAACUGUCACAUCGGGAUCUAUAGAUCAAGGAACUGAAAUGAUUGUCGAAGAACAGGAACAAGUCGGCGAACUCGUUGAACAGGUCUCAAUUGAGGAACAAUCAAUAGACCAAAACACCUCGAAUGUAUCCGUAAAAACUGAAGGAGGAAUGCCAAAAACACCGAAGGACAAGUCCAACAAACCAAAAUCGAAAUCACAAUCUGAACAGCCCGCAACAUGCCCAAUUUGCUCUGCCACAAUAAGACAAUCACGCAACUUACGACGACAUUUGGAAUUGAGACAUUUUAAGAAACGUACACCGAAAAAAUUGAAGAAGGGUAUGGCAGCUGAUCCAAAUGCUGGAAAUACAUCGACAGAACAGAUCAUUCAAGAAGGCGGAAACAAUACAAUCACAGUAACAAUGGAACCAGGUUCGGAUCAACAAACAAUUACAGUCAAUGGCCAACAAACAGGACAGCAACAUGUUUUGACAACAAAUUCUGAUGGAUCGCUAUCAAUUUCUGGACUUCAAGGACACAUCAUCGGAAGUUUGGGAAACGCGACAAUUAUUAGAACUGACGAUGGACAACAAAUUGAAUCUGGGCAGUUGAUUACAACACAUGAGCCAUCAUUAAGAACAUCGACAGGUGAAGUCUAUCGCGUUGGAACUACCGUAUAUCACAUAGAAGAGCGUCGUAGUGACCAACCUCGAAUGAAUUAA